Pundamilia nyererei is the source of this 2161-nucleotide messenger RNA. It is a transcript of the gene mettl8, whose product is annotated as methyltransferase 8, methylcytidine. The record is from RefSeq and is a predicted model, not a curated record. The transcript has 10 exons. The coding region runs from base 67 to 1251 and encodes 394 amino acids. NCBI's taxonomy places the organism in Eukaryota, Metazoa, Chordata, Actinopteri, Cichliformes, Cichlidae. Gene Ontology annotation, molecular function: tRNA (cytidine-N3)-methyltransferase activity.
GGCUGCUAGCAGCAUGACUAGAUCGACUGACUGAAGUGACCACCAGCCCACCCAGAGCGAGAGUAAAUGAAUAAAGUGAAGAGGUUCUCUGUAGCCAAAGUGGCUGCAGUUUUCAUCAGAUUCUCUAUGAGGUUAAAGAGCAGUGACAGUAGACCUUCAGCUCCACUGGGUUCACGGAUUCUGACCAGUCCUGAUGACAUCUUCAAGCACAACAUGUGGGAUCAUGUGCAAUGGACAGAGGAGGACAAGGAAAAUGCACGGCAGAAGGCGGAGGAAAAUUCCACUGUACGACUUCCUUUAAACGAACAAGGUAAAUUUGUUACAGCAGCUUGCCAGUACUGGGACAUGUUUUAUGAGAUUCACCAGGACAAGUUCUUCAAAGAUCGCAGGUGGCUGUUUUUAGAAUUCCCAGAGCUGCUGCCUUCAGGUGAAAGAGGCCAGAGCACAAACACGUGUCACAGUCAUCAGCAAGCAGCCAUUCAACUAUGUAGUGCAUCCAGAUUGGACACCGAAACUGGAAAACAUCAACGGUGCAAUCCCAUUGACCAUCACAGGAAUACAGACACCUUUAACUUUCAGGAGUCCUGUCAACAAGCUGCACGAGGAACGAAUGAAGCUGCUGUGGAUGAUUCUGCUUUUCCUGGACAACGUGCAUCCUUCAGGAUCCUGGAGGUUGGAUGUGGAGUUGGUAACAGUGUGUUUCCUAUUGUAAAUAACAUCAAAGAAACAGACUCAUUUUUAUACUGUUGUGACUUCUCGCCACGUGCCAUUCAGCUGGUUAAGAACCACCCAGACUAUGACGACUCGGUGUGCCACGCCUUCGUCCAUGACAUUUGUGACAAAAUGGCCACCUUCCCAUUUCCUCCUCAGAGCCUGGAUGUUAUUCUGGCAGUAUUUGUGCUCUCUUCCAUUCAUCCAGAGCGCUUGCAAGACGUUGUGAACCAUCUGUCUGCAUACCUGAAACAUGGUGGUGUGCUCCUUUUCCGUGAUUAUGGGAGAUACGACUUCUCACAACUCCGUUUUAAAAAAGGACGAUGUCUAUCAGAAAAUUUCUACACACGCGGAGAUGGAACCUGUGUUUAUUUUUUCACAAAAGAGGAGGUUCAUGAUUUGUUUUCCAAAGCUGGACUGGAAGAAAUUCAGAAUCUAGAGGAUAGACGACUGCAAGUGAACCGAGGAAAGAAAGUAGUAAUGCGCCGGGUGUGGAUGCAGAGCAAGUACAGAAAACCAUAUCCACCUUCAACCUCUUAGCAUCCCACUAUGCACAGAUCUAACUAGAAUUGUGUAUUUUUCAUACUUUUAUACUUAAACUGGUUUAUUUGGGCCUAGUAAUAACUUUUUUUUGGAGGCAGCUGGGGGUAAAAUAUAUAAAACUCAAUAAAAACCAGUAAACAGGUGUUUGGUGUUUUCUACUUUGUUUCUCAUUAUAUUCAUAUUUAGAUACUGACACAAUGUUGUUAAGUCCAGGUGGGCUCGGGUACAUGAACCAUGCACUAGAUGUUUUAAGGCCACUGUAAGAAUGAUUGACAGGAGAUUACGUUCCAUUAUUCAGUAAGGCACAUAAGCCACUUCAAGCCACUUUUUGUAAGAGAGCAGCAAAUUAGCGGUUGCAUUGAUGUGUUGCCUGAAUAUAUGCUUAGCUGUGUUUAUUGAUGCUGAUUUAUCUGCAGAUAAGCUGCAAAACUGAUUCGACCUCACUGCCAUAAAGAACAUUUCAGGAAGUCAUUCCCACUGUUCUAAGACAUACAUUGAGCAAAUUAGAACUAGUGAAUCUUCUCGGACAAGAGAUUUAACAUCUUCAAGAAUUUUAAAGGAGUCCAGUCGCUUUCUUUCCAAUCGCCUUGGAUUCCCAUGACCUGGAUGACUACACGGAUAUUCCUGUUAUUCUUUAUGAAAUUGUACAACAGCUCUUGUUUUUGUGACCGGAGAACACAUCCGACACACACCAGGACACAUGAUUACAUGCAUAUUUCUGUUCCAAACCUCCUUGCUGCUGUUUCUUAAGUGUACAGUGCACAUGUUAUUUGUUAUGUCAUUUCCACCACUGUUUGCUACAAUUUGCUUUUGCAUGAUCUCAGUCUUUUAUCUUUUUUCUUUACAUUAACUUAAUUAUCCAAUUUCAAAUUUUUUGCACUGCUUUACAUAUUAAAGCCUUCAGUAU